GAUUCUUCCUGUCAUUUCUAACAAUCUUAGACUUCAUCUGCCAAGAAACUUAACUAUAGAGGAUUUAAAACUGCAAUCCUGGAUUUUAUACUGGAAGACAAUAAGAUCAUGGAGAAUGGAAAAGAGGGUGAUGACAUGGAUGCAAUAGAGCUUCUUCAGUUUAAGGCAAUGUGGCUGGAGCUGAAGUCGGGAUUUGGUAGCGUGGCUGGAGAUGUUGCCAACCUACGGCAAAGCUACAGCCUACUGGAGGAGACAGUCUCCACCUAUCAACAAGAUAACAGCGAUAAGAUCCUGUGUCUCAGAAACACCCUCAACACCUUACAGGAGGACAUAAGCACUGCUCUUGCACAAGUCGCUGAGGUCAAGAGCAACCAGAAAGACCUACAUAGAGACCUCGACCGCAUACAGGUCACAUAUCACAGAAAAGGAUCUAGAGGGGAGGGAUCAGUGGAUGGCCACGCCUCUCUUUGCAGCCAGACAGACCUUAGUGGCAUUCAACAUUACAUCAGCAGCUUGUCAGCCAAUCAGAACGCAUAUCCUGAGCAUGACAGUGUUGGCCAAAAGAAGUCUCCCUUGUGGAGAGAAAGAAGAAACAGCAGAGAUUUGACCGAGCAGAACAUCUCAAGUUUAACUCAAAGGCAGGCAGCAGCCCUGGAGCUGUUAGAGUCCGAGAGACUCUAUGUGUCUUAUCUAUCACUCCUCUUAAAGGCCAACAUCACUUUUAAUGGCUCAGAGAGCAUCAACCUGAAGGACAAACGGUCUUUCCCAUCCUCUCUGCGUUUCCUUAUUCAGCAGCACCUGGAACUCCUGCACAUCCUCCAGGAGAGAGUUCUUAAGAGCCACUGGCAAGGCAUCAUGGGAGAUGUGUUCCUAAGGCUCACCAGCAAAGAAGUAAAAAAACAACUUUGUGACAAAAAUGUCUAUUUAAAUUUAAAUCAAAGCUAUGGAGUCAAAUGGAAAACAUCAGUUAGGAUGAGAUUCUUUCAUUGUCAGAGAAUUGGUAAAGUUAACCAUUGUGUAUGUGUGUUAUGCAUUGUGUAUGCAUUGAAUGUCUGUUAUGUGUGUUUGCAGAGUGAUUUUCUGGACCACUAUGUAUCAUAUUUAAGGGAACUGCCUGAGUGUUUAACAGUUAUCAGUUUGUUCUCCUCUUCAAAAGCCACCUUACUGGAGAGUGACAUCACCGGAGAUGAGACAUGCCAGUCGCUGUACUCUCUGCUUCUACAGCCUGUUCAACGUAUCCCAGAAUACCACACACUCCUGCAAAGUUUGUUGCAGCAGACAGAAUCUGAGCAUCCAGAUUAUUACCUGUUACUGGUGUGCGUACAACAACUCCGAUCUUUCACAACAUAUUACAGCCACCUGCUGCAACACAACCAGGAGCUGCUCACGCACAAUCAUGCCCUGCGAGAACACACACACAACCUGUGUACACACCAACAGGAGCGGCCUUCGCACAGCCGAAAAGAGCUCAGCAGGUCAACAGUAAGACAGCUGUAUAAAGUUGACCAUGAGACCUCAAAAAACUACAGCAUCACCAAUGCUGAUCCUUCUCAAGGUUUGCGGCGUAACAAACGCUACCCUGACUACGAAGCAUCGCCCUACAACUACGAUCCAGAAAUCCCAUCAUCUGUAUCUCUCCUUCCUGACUCUGAUUCUCGUCACAAACCAGUAUCAGUUCCUCUGCGCAGCAUUCCAGAAAGAGAGGGAGCCGGAUCAGCCCUCGCUGAAAAUCUGGGUGCACUCCUUUCAUAUGGAGGUGGAGAUGCUCGCUGCUCAAGUCCAUCCCAUUCCUCUGACUCCAGCAUUGAUAUCGCCUUUGUGCAAUGUAGCCCUUCCAACAGCCCCCCUCAUCAGUCCCAGAGCAGGGGGCGGAGCAGUGGGGGUGCGGCUUAUAGGUCUAACAGAAGCUGUGUGUCACCUGACUCAGCAGACAGUUUGAGACCUCACCCCCUACAGGCAGUACAGAGAAAAAGCAAGUCACUAAAUGGCCUGCAGAUGGACAGUGUUGAGAGCCACACCCAUCACAUGAGAAAUCCAGCCCAUCCAAAGCUGGAGCGUCAGUCAAGUGGCAAGACAAGACUGAGGCCUAGCAGUCCAAAACACAGAUAUGAGAUACACACCGACUUGGAGGACCAACCACGGUCGAUGCAUCAAAAGGACACCAAAAGCCUUGUGUGGGAGGACCUUAAAUUGAAGGGCGUGUCUGAUGACUAUGACCACACCCCUCUGGGUGAACAAAGUAGGAAAGAAGCAAAAGGAUUUAGGAACUCCUUCAAGAAGCUCUUUAAGAAAAAGUCUAGUGAUGGAAAAGAGAAGACAACUGUGAAAGCCGAGUGUGCGAGCAGCGGAGACGUGGAAUCUAACAGAGUCACUCACACAGGAGAUAUUGACAGAGGAACUGCUGUUUGAACAAACUCUUACAGAGGAGACAUAUUAGAACAUACACUGCCUUCAAGUCAUACAUUGACGUUAAUCACUCAAAUUAUUUUCUGACAUUAUUUACAACAUAAACUCACAUUUCUUUGGAGGGUGGGGGGGCUGAGAGAAAAAAAAAACAUUGACAUGACUACACACAAACGUUCACACAAAACUCCCAUGAAAUCAAAAUGGAAAUUUUUUGGGUUUGAGUUGUAUUAUGAACAUUUUAACCCCAUCAUUUUACGAUUGUACCCUAAAACAAGAUAUACAACUAAAAAAAAAUGUUGGGUUAUUUCAACCCAACAUGGGUCAAAAAUGGACAAACCCAACUGGUGGGUUAUUAAUUAACCUAUGCAGGGUUGUUUUAACCCAUUGUUGAGUCUAAUAUAACCAUAUUCUGGGUUAAUAUAACGCAAUAGUUGAGUUUGUCCAUUUUUGACCUAACGAUGGGUUCAUAAUAAUCCAUAAUUUUUUAGAGUGAAGUAUUCAAAACUCUCACUUCCAACAGGACAGUCAAACAAUUUUAUGACAUGAUUCUGCACUUCAGCGUCUAAUCAAAUAUCAGGCUGUGAAGUAAAUGAAAUGCUUUUUAAAAAGGGGAGGAGCCACCCAAUAUGUCCCACCUUAAUUUCAUAUAUGUGACUAUGGACAACGAAACCAGUCUUAAGGCUAUUUUUAAAAUAAGCUUUCUAUUGAUAUAUGUAUUGUUAGGAUAGGACACUAUCUGGCGGAACAACUGUUAACAAAAGUGGGAUCUGAGGGUGCAAAAAAAGCAAAAUAAUGAGAAAAUCGCCUUGGAAAUUGAUAAUCUGAGGCACUCCUAGCAGGCCAUCCACUUACAAAAUGAAAGUUUUUAUACAUUUACGGUAGGAAAUUUAUGUAACAUAAUCUUUAAUUAAUAUCCAAUGAUUUUUGGCAUAAAGAAAAAUCAGUAAUUUUUACCCCUAGAAUGUAUUUUUGGAGAUUACUAAAAAUGUUCCCAUAAUACUUAAGACUGUUUUUGUUGUCCAGGGUCACAUAUCUCUUUAAUCUCUUGUACAGCUGGACCACAGUGAUGCAGCAUGGUAUCUGAUAAAAACGACAAUAUUGAUUAUUUUUUAUCAGAAUACUUCUAAAGAUAUAAAUUAUGUUAUGUCUAUGUCUUACUUUCCAUAUAUGA
Triplophysa dalaica is the source of this 3577-nucleotide messenger RNA. RefSeq names its product Rho guanine nucleotide exchange factor (GEF) 33 (gene arhgef33). The coding region runs from base 109 to 2409 and encodes 766 amino acids. Gene Ontology annotation, molecular function: guanyl-nucleotide exchange factor activity. The transcript has 14 exons. NCBI's taxonomy places the organism in Eukaryota, Metazoa, Chordata, Actinopteri, Cypriniformes, Nemacheilidae. The record is from RefSeq and is a predicted model, not a curated record.